UAAUUGCCAUUAAUAAAAAUUCCAUUAAUUAUUCAAAAAAAAUAAAAAAAAUGAAGAACUGUGUAUAAGAUUUUGAAGUAGAACACAACGAAGCUGACGGCACAACUUUAAUGGCUUCUUUGAGAUUACCAUUGCUCUCCUCACCUCUCUCUCAUCUUUCACCAUCAAUCCCAUUGCUACACGUGUCAUUUGCCCACCUCUCCGUUCACAUUCCGGCGCACCGUACUCGUCGGGUGCGACAAAACAAGUCUGAGAAACGAAGACCUUUGGGUAGAGCAGGGAAGGUGAGGUCGCAGCUUAAGUAUCCAAUUAUAGCUCCGGAUGACCAUUGGGGUACGUGGACCGCUCUCUUUGCAACUGGUGCUUUUGGUCUCUGGUCUGAGAAGACUAAGAUUGGUAGCAUGGUCAGUGCUGCUCUUGUGAGCACCUUGGUUGGACUUGGAGCAAGUAAUUUAGGCAUAAUUCCUUAUGAGGCACCUGCAUAUUCAGUUGUCAUGGAGUUCCUUUUACCAUUAACUAUUCCAUUGCUCUUGUUUAGAGCAGAUUUGCGUAAUGUCAUUCGCUCAACUGGGACAUUGCUCUUAGCUUUUUUGCUUGCAUCAGUUGCAACUAUAGUUGGAACCUUGGUGGCCUUUGCAUUGGUCCCUAUGCGAUCACUUGGUGCAGAUAAUUGGAAAAUAGCUGCUGCCCUGAUGGGUAGCUAUAUUGGAGGAUCUGUUAAUUAUGUUGCUAUUUCGGAGGCCCUUGGUGUCACUCCAUCAGUUUUGACUGCAGGAGUAGCAGCAGAUAAUGUUAUUUGUGCAGUUUAUUUUAUAGUGUUGUUUGCACUUGCCUCUAAAAUACCACCCGAGGCUUCAAAAACCACAAAUGAUUCUACAAUGAAAUCGGAAUCUGAUAAUGGUGAUAAGAUUCCAGUGUUGCAAACUGGUGUAGCUGUUGCUACUUCUUUUCUCAUAUGCAAGGCUGGAACAUAUCUCACAAAGUUAACAGGUAUUCAAGGAGGUAGCCUUCCAGGAAUAACUGCCAUUGCUGUCAUUUUAGCCACUGUUCUACCAAAAUAUUUUGGUCACAUUGCACCUGCUGGUGAUGUUAUUGCUAUCAUUUUAAUGCAGGUAUUUUUUGCUGCUAUUGGUGCAAGUGGGAGCAUAUGGAAUGUGAUCAACACUGCCCCUGGUAUUUUCAUGUUUGCUUUGGUUCAAGUAACAGUCCAUUUGGUGGUUGUGUUGGGCCUGGGAAAGCUUUUUGGUUUGGACCUUAAACUAUUACUUUUGGCAUCGAAUGCCAACAUUGGUGGCCCGACCACUGCAUGUGGAAUGGCCACAGCUAAAGGAUGGUGGUCUUUGGUUGUCCCUUCAAUCCUCGCAGGCAUUUUUGGUAUUUCCAUUGCAACGUUUCUUGGCAUUGGUUUUGGAAUGAUGGUUCUAAAACACAUGUAGAAAUUAAUCAACAGCUUGUAAUCCUUAGUUAAUUGAUUUUCUAAGUCUUAAUUAGUAUAUGCUAUAUAUGGUAUAUAAAUUUUCUUCUUUGUAAUAGGUUAUAACGUUUGCUAGUACUAGAAGAAUAUAUUUAGAUUAGAAAAUAGUUUAGUUCAUAUGUUGUUGUACUACUAUCUACAAUGUCAGAAGUUUUAUGUACUGUAUGUACUACACACAAACGGAUUAAUUAUCCAUAUAUAGUCAAAUGCACUUGCAUUAUCCCCUGAAA
Cannabis sativa is the source of this 1704-nucleotide messenger RNA. RefSeq lists its product as uncharacterized. NCBI's taxonomy places the organism in Eukaryota, Viridiplantae, Streptophyta, Magnoliopsida, Rosales, Cannabaceae. The coding region runs from base 111 to 1436 and encodes 441 amino acids. The transcript has 6 exons. The record is from RefSeq and is a predicted model, not a curated record.